AUGCCCGAUACCGCUGACGAGCACUCGCGGAAGCGUCGCCGCUCUCGCGAGCCCGACUGGAACACCUUCUACAAGAACGGCCUCCCCAAGGAGAUCAUCGUCAUCGACGACACCCCCGAGCCCGAGGCUAACACCGGCCGCAAAAUCACAAAUGGUGUGGCCCCUGGCACCAACGACUCCGCCCCGGCUCGCCAGGCCGCCAAGAAGAGGAGACGAGACGACGAGACUGCCACUGCCACUGUCCAGUCCGCCGGUUACCACAUCAAGUAUCUGGGCUCGCAAAACAACACCCCGUUGAACGCCGUCACUCCCACAGGCUCCGCCAACUCUAGUGGCGACCGCACCAAUUCCGCCCUCAGCACCACCGCGCCUACCUCCCUCUCCUCCAACAACAGCCAGUACACGGAAGCCCAGGUUCCGCUCAAGCGGAAACGGACUCGCCAACAGGUCGCCAACGAGGCAAAGCGGAGGGACAUUGAUGGCCUCGGCGAUCCCUUCUUCACCUACAAGCCUCCGCCCUAUCCACCGAAAAAGGCCGGCGAUGUCACAGUCAGAGUCAUCCAUGACCACCACUACAACAAGAAUGUCAAGGUCGACGAUGACGAUGGUCAUUACAUCGUUGUUCCUGAUGCAGAGUUGACCGAUAAGUACCAAAUCGUUCGGCUCCUUGGGCAGGGCACCUUUGGCAAGGUCGUCAAGGCCCGUGACCGAAGGCACAAUAAGCUCGUUGCCGUCAAGAUCAUCCGAUCUGUGCAAAAAUACCGAGAUGCCUCCAGGAUCGAACUGAGGGUUCUCGCCACCCUCAAAGCCAACGAUGAUGAGAACCGAAAUCGAUGCAUCCACCUUCGGGACUGCUUUGACUACCGCGGCCACAUCUGCAUCGUCAUGGAUCUUCUCAGUCAGAGUGUCUUUGACUUCCUUAAGAGCAACGGCUUCGUCCCUUUUCCCAACAGCCAGAUCCAGAGCUUUGCUCGACAACUCUUCACCAGUGUUGCUUUCCUUCAUGAUCUUAACCUCAUCCACACUGACUUGAAGCCCGAAAACAUCUUGCUCUGUGACAACUCCUACCAGACUUUCACCUACAACCGAAAGAUUCCCUCUUCCUCAACAACCAUCAACCGACAGGCUACGCAGCGCCGGGUCUUGCUUGACACCGAGAUUCGGCUAAUCGACUUUGGAUCUGCCACAUUCCAGGACGAAUACCACUCCUCUGUGGUAUCGACUCGCCAUUACCGAGCCCCUGAGAUUAUCCUCGGACUCGGAUGGUCAUACCCGUGUGAUAUCUGGAGUAUCGGCUGCAUCCUUGUCGAGUUCUUCACCGGCGACGCCCUAUUCCAAACCCAUGACAACUUGGAACAUCUUGCUAUGAUGGAGGCGGUAGUAGGCUCCCGCAUUGACACUCACCUUGUGCAAGCGGUCAACAAGAUGUCCACACGGAGUGGAGGAAACGCUGCUUCAAAGUACUUCAAGCGACUCCGACUUGACUACCCCACCGCGGAAACGACCCGGGGCUCCCGUCGCUUCGUAAAGGCUAUGAAGCAUCUGACUGAUGCCAUUCCCGCCAACAACAACCCUUUCCUCAAGAACUUCCUUGACUUGCUCAAGAAGAUUUUUGUCUACGACCCUGCUCAGCGUAUCACUGCGAAGCAGGCCCUGAACCACCCCUGGUUCAAGGAAAUGGCCCAGCCUGAUGAUGGAACCGAGGCGGCGAAGAUUCGGCUUGAGAGGUUACGAAUGGAACAAGAGGCUGUCAGGCAUCCGCAAUACGUGGGAUGA
This is a messenger RNA of Ilyonectria robusta, 1776 nucleotides long. RefSeq names its product kinase-like domain-containing protein. The transcript has 6 exons. Lineage: Eukaryota; Fungi; Ascomycota; Sordariomycetes; Hypocreales; Nectriaceae. Gene Ontology annotation, biological process: protein phosphorylation. The record is from RefSeq and is a predicted model, not a curated record. Gene Ontology annotation, molecular function: protein kinase activity; ATP binding. Gene Ontology annotation, cellular component: nucleus. Bases 1 to 1776 code for a protein of 591 amino acids.